AUUGACUGAGGGCAGUGGAGAGAGUCAGUAGGGCUUACCCUUUUCCCAUCAAUCCAAAUUUCAAAUUUGCAAUUCUCAGACUUGCCCUAACAAUUAGGUUUCUCAAUUCUCACAUAAUCAUCAGCAGCUGAAGAUCCAAUUUGCAGCCAUGACUGAGUACUGGGUUAGCCAGGGUAACAAAUGGUGUGACUUCUGCAAAAUCUAUAUAGCCAACAAUCCUUCUAGCAUUAGAAACCAUGAACUUGGUCAACGCCACAAGGAUAGUGUUGCCAAGAGGCUUGCUUCUAUGAGAAAAGAGAAUGCUGCUAAGGAAAAGGAACAAAAGGAAGCAGCCCAUGCCCUUGAACAGAUUGAAUCAAAAGCUAAGCGUAGCUAUCAGAAGGAUAUAGCAACUUUUCGGGAGGCCAGAGAGUCAAAUGCCAAUGCAUUAGCUCAAGAGGAUGAUUCAAGUACUGCUAACGAUUGGGAGCAUGACAGCGCUUCAGGCUAUUACUACAGUCGAAGUAAUGGCAUCUACUAUGAUCCAAAUUCUGGCUUUUACUAUUCUGAUGCAAUAGGCAAGUGGGUGACACAGGAAGAGGCAUUUGCCACAUCUCAAGCUUCUUCAGAUUCCAAACAAAAAGGACCUGUGUUGAAAAGUCCAUUCUCAGUUUCGGAGGGAACUCAAGUCAUAGAAAACAAGAGUGCUGCUAAACAUCAAAAUGGGCCUCCACCUGGUCCUGUUGUUUCAGCAUCUUUAAACCCCAGGAGAUCUUCCAAAUGUGCUCCAUCAUCAGUGGCUGUUAACAAGAGGAAGAGGCAAGAUGAGAAGCCAAAGGCUGUAUCUAAAGAGGAAGCAUCUGCACUUAAAGCAAGGGAGGCUGCAAAGAAGAGAGUUGAAGAGAGGGAGAAAUCAUUGCUUGGCCUUUAUGGGUCCCGUUAAUUUGGAACUGCUCUAGCAAAUACUUCUCUCCUUGUUAUGAGGUAUUGUGAAUUAUUUGACUGCAUGUUAUGCUAAGAUCUUAGAGUUCCUGGGGUCCUGAUCUGGUGUCUUCAGUCACAUUCUUAACAUUGAAUGAUGCUGUUUUUUAAUAGAGAAAUGCAGUGAGUGGAGGAAAUCAAUAUUAUAAUUUGCAGACUUGUUUAAUUAUCUUAUCAGCAGAUUUUGUCUCAAAAGAUCUUCAUUGUUUCAUUCCGUCAAAUGGUGGGUCCAAGGAUUCUGUAUUGUGCAUCUACUCUCCACUUCUGGUGAAAGAAACUCAUUGUCCCCUUGUGUUAUUUUUCAUACGCCGCCUUUUACUUUUUGGUUCUUGCUGACUGAUGCAUUUCCAGGUGGAACAUGGCCAUUCCUAAUGCUAUCUAUUCUAACAAGAAAUUCAAGCAAGAAUGGUUGUACAGGUGUGUACUGAAUAGAAACAGUUUUUACUUUUUAUAGCUUCUUUGUUUGUAUAAUGUGGUGAGGAUAAAACACCUUUUGAGAUUCCAGUUCUGAAAACUUGGGAUAAUGUCAUCUGCUUAUAUCAAAUAUUUGUUUGGACAAUGAGCUGUUCUCCAACUUUCA
Vitis riparia (riverbank grape) is the source of this 1540-nucleotide messenger RNA. Its product is annotated as zinc finger protein ZOP1. The coding region runs from base 149 to 922 and encodes 257 amino acids. The record is from RefSeq and is a predicted model, not a curated record. Gene Ontology annotation, molecular function: RNA binding; zinc ion binding. NCBI's taxonomy places the organism in Eukaryota, Viridiplantae, Streptophyta, Magnoliopsida, Vitales, Vitaceae. Gene Ontology annotation, biological process: mRNA splicing, via spliceosome. Gene Ontology annotation, cellular component: precatalytic spliceosome; nucleus. The transcript is spliced from 6 exons.